Stomoxys calcitrans (stable fly) is the source of this 2002-nucleotide messenger RNA. RefSeq names its product L-2-hydroxyglutarate dehydrogenase, mitochondrial (gene L2HGDH). Lineage: Eukaryota; Metazoa; Arthropoda; Insecta; Diptera; Muscidae. The record is from RefSeq and is a predicted model, not a curated record. Gene Ontology annotation, molecular function: (S)-2-hydroxy-acid oxidase activity; (S)-2-hydroxyglutarate dehydrogenase activity. The transcript is spliced from 4 exons. Bases 117 to 1466 code for a protein of 449 amino acids.
GUUUCCUUUCGCCGUUAUCCCAUAAACAUGCAACCUCGUAAUCAUAUGACCAAUGAAGGUUAAAAGGUCUUUGUUUUAAUUAAAAUAUAACAAAGAAAAAAGGUAAAUAAGUGAAUAUGUAUUUGAAACUUCAAAGGAUAUUGCCGCCCAAAUGUGUAUAUUCAUUAGGAUUAGGAGUAGUAAGUCGAAGAUGGCAGCAUGGUCAAAAGAGAACGAGAGAUUAUGAUCUGGUUGUAGUGGGUGGAGGCAUUGUAGGUACCGCGUCAGCGAGAGAAAUCUUGAAUCGACAUCCUACAAUGAAAAUUGCAAUUUUGGAAAAGGAAUCAAAAUUGGCAGUCCAUCAAAGCGGUCAUAAUUCUGGUGUAAUACACGCCGGCAUAUACUACAAGCCGGGUACGCUUAAAGCAAAGCUUUGUGUUGAAGGUCUACAUCUUGCCUAUAAAUAUCUGGAUGCAAAGGGAAUUCCAUACAAGAAAUGUGGAAAACUGAUUGUUGCCACUGAUGACCUGGAAGUAUCUCGCUUGAUGGAUCUGCGUGAAAGAGGCCUUAAGAAUAAUGUACCGGAUCUAAAGCUUAUAGAAGGAAAAGAAAUUCAAGAAAUCGAACCUUAUUGCAAGGGAGUUAAAGCGCUAUGGAGCCCACAUACAGGUAUUGUUGAUUGGGGUUUAGUGACUGAGCACUUUGGGCAGGACUUCAAACAAAUCGGCGGUGAUAUAUACAUGAACUUCAAUGUAACUAAAUUUGAGGAAUCUACGGAAGAAGGUUCUUCGGAAUUCCCAGUCACUAUAUGUGGAGAACACCCCUAUCAAAAGAUUCGAUCUAAACAUGUACUAACAUGUGGUGGUCUACAGUCAGAUUUAAUUGCCGAAAAGACCGGAUGUUCACGCUCUCCCCGAAUUGUGCCGUUUAGAGGAGAAUAUUUACUGUUGGCAAAGGAGAAAUGCCAUAUGGUCAGAGGCAAUAUAUAUCCAGUGCCUGAUCCCAGAUUUCCUUUUUUGGGUGUACAUUUUACACCACGCAUGGAUGGAAGCGUAUGGCUAGGCCCAAAUGCUGUACUAGCAUUUAAAAGGGAGGGGUACAGAUGGGGAGACAUAAAUCUUGUUGAACUCAUGGACGCUCUGCGAUAUCCCGGAUUUUUAAAAAUGGCUUCGAAAUAUAUAGGCUUUGGAAUGAAUGAGAUAAGCAAAUCUGCUUUUAUUCCACUACAGGUAAAAGAUCUGCAGAAAUUCAUUCCUGAUAUAACCGAGUAUGACGUUAGUCGUGGACCCGCUGGUGUCCGGGCACAAGCCUUGGAUAUGGAUGGCAAUUUGGUUGACGAUUUCGUUUUCGAUCGUGGAGUGGGAAAAGGACCCCUAUCAAAACGUGUUUUACACUGCCGCAAUGCUCCAUCACCUGGGGCAACUAGCAGCUUAGCAAUAGCAAAAAUGGUUGCCGACAAAAUCGAGCAAGAGUUUAAUAUUAAAUAAAAAACCACCCAUACUAUGUUUUUUUUUCUUAUUAUAAUUAUGAACAGAUACAUUAUUGGCUAAAAUGUGUAUUUGAAAUUAACCAAAACAUUAACCAAACUGAAAUUAUUCCUUAUUGUUCCAUUUGUUAUUAUAAAACUUUAUCUAUUUAAUCGAUUUUUUGUUUAUAUUGUAUUAUUGGCAUAUUAAAUGUAUUUAGUAAUGUGUUCCUCGCCGCUUGGUUUUGGCAUGUUCAGUAAUAAUACGUGUUCGACCAUAGGAGCAAAAUAUGUAUAAUUAAUUUUGUAACUACCUAGCGCAUAAUUGUAAUUGCCGUUUUGGCUUGUCAUUCGUUAAACGGUCCCCUUAAACAGGUUAAAGUACAAUUGAUAUUCGCCAUUAAACUUUGUUGAAAACCUCGAAGACAAAAAUCUUCCAAGGGUAUUUUACAUGUAGCGACAAAAUUAUAAUUGAUAUUUGCAAUGAAACUUUGUUGUAAGCCUCGAAAACAAAAAAUAUGCAUUUUUAUUACAAUUUGCCGGACAAUUUUUUGUCAU